AUGGCUUCGCCGAUUUCGGGAUUCAUCGCCGAGGCGGUCCUGCAACGGUUAGAGUCGCUGGUCUUCCAACACCACAGACCGAAAUUCUGGGCCCGGUAUGUGGAUGAUACCUUCGUCGUCAUCGAACGGGAUCAGGUGUUGACAUUCCAAGAACAUCUCAACGCCGUCUUCCCGGACAUUCAAUUUACGAUGGAGGAGGAAGAGAACAACCAGCUGGCCUUCCUAGAUGUCCUCGUAUGCCGCAAGGAUUGUGGUGGACUAAAGACCAAAGUGUUCAGGAAAGCGACAAAUACGAUGCAAGUACUGAACUUCAACAGUAACCACCCAAUCAGCCACAAACGCAGUUGUGUAAGGACGCUCUAUCGGCGUGUCGAAACGCACUGCAGUGAGCCGGAAGACAAAAUUGCUGAACUACAAUACCUCCGACGGGUCUUCAAAGCCAAUGGCCACCCUCGCAACUUCGUCGACCGGUGCAUACGCAAAAGGGACGAAAGGCUUAACCGCACGGACACCAAGUCUUGGCGGGCACUUCCGUAUGUCAAGAACGUUUCGGAAGCUCUCGGCCGCCUUCUCGCACUUGGGGUUGGAGUGGCACACAGACCGGAGGCAAUCAUCAGGCGUCUGAUCAUGAAACCGAAAGACCCACUGCCACGACUAGAAACGUCUGGAGUCGUUUAUCGGAUCUGCUGCAGUUGCGGACAAAGCAACGACGUCGAAGAAACCGGAAGACAGCUCCGAACGAGAAUGGCCGAACACGUGGCAGCGGUGCGCAGAAAUGACGCAGGUUGUGGACCACACCCCUGGUCCACAACGUAUACGGACCAGGAUUUAAGAUAAAAAGAAAUAGCGGCAGUUUGGGCCCAAAAUGGCACGGCGUGAGCUUGCGUUUGGGCGUGCCGCCACGCACUUAGUUUUUGUAUUUGCCGUGGGUGAACAUUCCCAAUAACGCCUGCCCGGCCCCGGUGGUGGUGCGAGGCCUGUUUGAGGGACGCAAAAUACGUGCGUACAUACACACGGCAUGUAAUAAUUUAUCUACUCGGUUCCCUUUCAUUUCACUUUUUUGAGGGAUUUAAUCGUGAGUCUUUGUGAACUUUAUUUGCAACGUAAAAUUGGGGAUAGUGCCAUGUCAGUCAAAGUUACUACCGAUCCCACCAAAUAGACAUAAAGGGAAAAUUGGAGUGAAAGAGUCCUAGGCAGCGGUGUGUAUCAUACAGUGCAUCUUUGACGAUAACAGUGAGCCGUAGUUCAAAGUACAUCAACCUACUCCUGGAUUUAUUUGUUUUAAACCGUUCCGGCUAAGCUAUUUAAGGAGGGAGUUCGUAGGUCCGUAAGCUGUUACCGCCCCGUAGUGAUCGCGACCUGCUCGCAAAAACAUACGGUAACUUUAUUUCCAAAUGUAAAUUAGGACUUAUUAGGCUAAAAGUGAGCUUAAAACACUUAGUCCAAUGUAACAAAGCGAACAUAGUUGGAAUAUUACCAGCAUUAUCUAAAAAAAUUUGUCCUGAUUCUCACAAGUUAGUUUCACAGUUAAAAACAUUUGCAAGGCCGAAAUUUUGUAAUUUUUUGCUCAUGUGAGCAAUUUGUCAGCCAAACAUUUCUGUUAUUAUAAAUAUGUAUAGGGACAAUAUAGCUAAAGGACAUCUGGCGAGACUAUAGAGUCGACUCUACAGUCUAGUCAGAUGUCAUUUAGCUCGUAAUAAGUAAGUCAAACUAAUAUCCCGACAUUCUGCCAAAGAUUUACGGACUCAUUCCAAUAAUUCAUCUGACUGUGAAUUUGCCUUUGAAGGUAACAUACAUUCCACCACACUUUUAGCAUGCAGUAAAUUGUUUUGUGUAGUUUCUAAAUAAGUUGUCCUUAGUUACGUGAAAGACAAGAAAGCCGAUACAAUAGAGUCCAGACCCUUCCACUUGUCUAAGUGAGAUUAACGUCUUCGGCAAAGCACCCAUUAACUGUUUUAAAAGUUCUAUGACAAUACAGUACCCGAAUGGAACUUUCCAGUUAAGCUGUUAUUAAUGUUACCUAAAAAUGCUUAGUAUGCUGCAUAUUCCCCAAGUAUGUUAUGUUUCGUUGGGUUGUUAGAAAACCAAAGGCAUUGUUAAUUAUUUAGCUAUAAUAAACCAUUAGCUUAAUAAACAUAUUUAUUAAGCUACGUCGAGAUGUAUUGCGUUCCGACAUUAACUGUUUUAUUAAGAUGUACAUACAUACCUUACGCGAUUUAGGGUCUGAGCAUGACGGACGAUACGUUUUAUUCCUUCAUUUGUAAGGACAUUGAUGGGAACGUAACAGAUCUAAACCCCUACAGGUAUGAGUGUUUUCCUUACUUACUCGCAAAGGGGCAAAGUUUGUCUCGUAGUCAACGUUGCAACCUACUGACGUUUGACUGAUAUAAACUACAAACAAUUGCAAGAACUGUAUACCAAAUAUGCUAGCCAAGGUCUUGCGAUUUUGGCUUUCCCUUGCAAUCAGUUUGGAGCACAGGUAAGACGUAUCUGAUUUUCAAGCCCCGAAAGGAACCCGAAACCGAGAAUGUCAUUAAAAAGAACAUGCAGGAAAAAUACAAGGUCACAUUUGACAUGUUUAGUAAGUGCGAGGUCAACGGUAGCGACGCCCAUCCUCUCUUUACUUAUCUCAAAAAGUCGCUGGUGGACACAGAAAAGCCGUAAGUAAAUAUGAGAUUAGUAAUGAAUUUUUCCAUAAAUUGUGUAUGUUACUGUUAAGACGAGGAUUAAUGUAUGCUUUUUUAAGAUCUUACUUGAUGAAAUAGGUGCCUAUGAAGUUAGGGUUAUGGUAAUAUUUAACGGCGUUUCGAAAUAUGAUACUCAGACAUGUUUUGCAUUUCGUCCUAAAAGUGACAUCACAUGGAACUUUGCUAAGUUCCUAGUUGAUCGAAAGGGCAUGCCAUACAAACGCUAUCCUCCGGAUUUUGCUCCUCAGGUAAUCAUUACUUUUAAUAAAAUUCAAGUUGUGAUUGCAAAACUACACUUGCAUGUAUGCAGCUAUUGGCCUCUCAUUGCUUUGCAUAUAGUCUGGCUGCAUGAUAAUAAAUACCGAUAAAAGCAUGUGAGUUUCAUUAUCCUUCUUCUCCCUCCGUAGGACAUGGAGCCGGAUAUUCUGCAUCUUCUUUCUCGGUAA
Molecule: messenger RNA, 3133 nt
Organism: Spirometra erinaceieuropaei
Lineage: Eukaryota; Metazoa; Platyhelminthes; Cestoda; Diphyllobothriidea; Diphyllobothriidae
Source: the annotation of a GenBank genome assembly